Messenger RNA from Betta splendens (Siamese fighting fish), 3382 nucleotides. RefSeq names its product GTPase IMAP family member 8-like. The record is from RefSeq and is a predicted model, not a curated record. Gene Ontology annotation, molecular function: GTP binding. Bases 16 to 2463 code for a protein of 815 amino acids. The transcript has 4 exons. NCBI's taxonomy places the organism in Eukaryota, Metazoa, Chordata, Actinopteri, Anabantiformes, Osphronemidae.
UGCCUCUUAACUCCGAUGAAACGCCUUACUUGCCUUUAUGAGCUUGAAGAAAAAGGAGACUGUGAGAAUUUCACCCGCAGCUGCCAUGCACAGGUGCCAGCUCCAGCUGUAGAGGACCACCUCCUACCAACUGCGCGAUUGCUGACCACUCAACAUCUUGGUUUGCAUGUGUGUCAAUAUUUUGUGUUUAUUUCUCAGCCAGUUUUCUCCAGUUUCUACAACUCUAAAAAUAUGGCAGCACCAGUGAAAGCAAUAUGUGCAUCUGAAUUAAGGAUUGUGGUGUUGGGGAAGAAUGGCGAUGAGAAGACAACAAGAAGAUACAGCGUCAGGGGAGAGUGGAGGAAAAUGCCAGUGACUGUUACAAUGACCCCAGAUGUCUUCGUUCUGUCUGGGGACAAACAAAGACACGAGAUGAGGGGGUGUGUUGCUCAGUGCCCCCCAGGACCAAAUGUGCUUCUGCUGUUAGUGAACCCUUCAGACUUCACUCAGGACGACAGACACACACUGCAGGCAAUCCUAAGCUUGUUUGGUGCAGAUGCCUUCAAAUACUCAAUGGUCAUUUUAACACAUGAAGGAAGAAAUUCAGCAAUAAAUCAAAUAAUUCAAGAAUGUGGACAAAGGCAGCACCAAAUUAACUUUGAUAGAAAGGAACAUUCCGACCAUGAUCUCCAAACCCUGGUUGAAAAAAUGGAAAAAAUUGUGAGCAACAACAGGGGGGGGCAUUUGAACUGUACUGAAGGUCCCGAACCAACGAGUGAACCUAAAAAUGACAAACCAAACUCACCCGUGAACUUGGUCAGCAGCUUUCCAAAGGUGCAUGUCCGGCCCAAGCCUACAUACGUGAACAAAUCUUCACCAGACACAGAAGGUUUUGAAAACCAAAGCAGAGAGUGCCUCAGGAUAGUGCUGAUUGGCAAGACAGGCAGCGGAAAGAGUGCCACCGCAAACACCAUUCUGGGCAAAGACAGCUUUCAGUCCAAAGCCAGCAUAAAGUCAGUGACCAGGCUUUGCAGGAGGGAAGAAGGAAAGAUUGAUGGGCGGACUGUUGCUGUGGUCGACACCCCUGGGUUGUUCGACACAACUCUGUCCAAUGGGGAAGUUCAACAGGAACUUGUGAAAUGCAUCAGCUUGUUGUCUCCUGGGCCUCACGCCAUCUUACUGGUCCUGUCAAUUGGUCGCUUUACAAAGGAGGAAAAAGAAACUGUGGAACUGAUCAAGAAUUUCUUUGGAGAAAGGUCAAAGGAAUUCAUAAUUGUAAUAUUCACCAGAGGAGAUGACCUUAAAAAUCAAACAAUAGAGAGUUACAUAGAAGAAGACAGUGACGACUUUGUCAAAAAACUGACAUCUGAAUGUGGAGAAAGAUUUCAGGUUUUUAACAACAAUGAUCCAAAAAAACAUUCUCAAGUUAGUCAGUUGCUGACCAAGAUUGAAUCUAUGGUUAAAAAAAAUGGUGGUUGCUACUUCACUUCAGCAAUGUUCAAAGAAGCUGAGGCUGCCAUCCAGAAGGAAAUGGGCAAGAUACUAAAGGAGAAGAGUCAAGAAAUAGAUAGCCUGAGGAGUGAGCUGGAAAGAAAACAUAAAGAAGCAAUACAUGAAAACAAGAAAAAAACAGAGAAAGAAAGAGCAGAGAGAGAGAAUUUACUCAAGAAUCUGGAGGAAAAUAUUAAACAAGAGCAAAUAAAAAAGGGACAAACUGAGCAAAAAAGAGCAGAGGAAGAAAGAGAGAGAAAAGGGCGCGAAGAACUUCAGAGACAGCAAUGGGAGCAAAAGAUUUCAGAUUUGGAGAAGAAAAUUAAAACUGAAUCACAAAAAAAGGCAAAUGCAAACAAAAGACUGACACAGAUCAGAGAAGAAGUUCAAAAAGAGCAAGAGACUUGGGAGAAAGAGAGAAAAGAAUGGUGGGAGAAACAAUUGAAAGAGGAUGAACUGAAACAGAAGCAGGAGCAAGCACGACUGCAAAAGCUCAGAAAAGAAUAUGAAAAAGAACAAAUGGAAUAUGAAGAGAAAAGAAAAGUUGAGGAACAAAUCAGAAAAGAAAAAGAAGAAAGAGAAUGGAAAGAACUGCAAGUAAACUUUCAAAAGACAGUAAAAGAGAUGCAGAAGAGAAGUGAAAAGGAGGCCAGGAAGCAAGCAGAGGAAUUCAACGAGUUUAGACAAAAAUACACAAGUGACUUUGCAGCUCUGGUAGAGAAGCAUGAAAAAGAAAAGGAGGACAUGAAGGAAAAGCAACAACAAAACAAUAAGCUAAUAAUAAAGCAGCUGACCAUGAACAAAACGUAUCAAAGAGACUUCGACAGGCUCAAGAGAAGACAAGAAGAAGAGUUGCAUGAGCUUAAACAGAAUCUCUGCGUACAGAGCAAAGACAUGGACGAACUACAGCGAGCGCACGAGGAAGAAAUCAACAUGUGGAUACAGGAACAUGUGAAGAAAGCCACUGCAGACAGGACCUGCAGCAUCUUAUAACAUAUGUAAGCUACCUUUACACCACUACACACCGAAUGAGUCAUGUAGGAUAUGAUGCUGAUGAGGGACGUGACUCAGCUCCGUCGUGCCCGACUGGAUGGGAGCAGCAUGUUCAGGCUUCAUAUAGUGUGAAGGUGCUGCAGGUCCUGGUUGUCAACGCUCAAAUAACAGCAAUAACCACUCAGUGACUCUCCUGGUAGCUUUAAUGCACCUUACUGUACUGUAGAUUGUGUCCUAUGUAAACCUCUAUAACUGCAUCUUAAUAAUAAAUAUGAUCCCAUUUUUAUUUAUUAAUAGAAAUAAUAGCAAAAGUAGAACAAAUUAAAAUCCUAUAAUUCUGCCUAUUCUACACAAAGUGUAAGUAGUAGCUAUGCAAUCACAUAUUUUCACUUUUACAUUUGAACAGUUUUUAUUGUCUAUGUAUUUAGUGAUUAUAUUUCAUUACUGGCUGCAGAUUAUACAGUAGAUGAAUACAGUGAGGUGAGUAAAAUACAAGCUAGUCUUAAAAACUAGUAUGAAAAUAGAUAUUCGUUAAUAAAAAUAAUGAAAAUAUUGAAUGCAAUACAAAAACCACUAAAAAUAUUAGAAAUGAGAUACUACAUUUUACACAGCUGAAUAUUUUAAUGAUUUAAUGUAUUUUAAAUGUCUUUCUGUAACACUUCUGGGUGUAUUUAUUUUAACUUAUCAUAAUUAGAUUUCACAGCUAUUUUACUGUAUAUGUCUAAUCAAUCUGGAACUUAUUUUGAUGCAAAAAAACAGUAAUACUUACUAGUAUAUGAAUACAGCAUAUGUUGUAUAUCAACAUAUGCAUAUCAACAAUAUCAAUUGUUUUCGUUAAAUUUCGUACAUAAGCAAAUUUAAUUGCAAAAAACUGUCUUUACAGAAAUAUUAUCACAAUUAGAGAAAAACGUCAAGUCUG